GGUGGCUGCGGGCUGGAGGCCACAGGCUUGUCGGCCCGCCGGGAGGGAGGUCGUGGUCGAUGGAGGACCUUGAGGAGGGGCUGCCUGUGUCUGGAAAAGGUAGAGGUGAAGGUUCUGUAGGGGCGGCCGUAGUUUGGGGACCUGCGAUCUCUUGGGGGUGCGGGGAUCAAAACGGGGCGGGCGAAGUUAGCUGAAAGGCGGCCGGAUUUCCUGAGAGCCUCCAGCAGUCUUAAAGGAAAGAGGACCUUUCCGACCAGGGUUUGGCGUUGGCUGGCAGUGGUUUGUUGUGUCUGACUUUGUUCGUCCACGAAACCCGUUCUGGCCACGGUGAGGCCUUCCAGCCUCGCGCCCUUGGUCCGCUCUCCUCUGCAGAUGUGAGAAAGCAGCAGUUCCGAACCCGCGUCGUGUGUGGCUCUCGGUGUACUCUCCCUGGGCGUGUGCAGAACAGAACUAGAACUGAAGCUUGGCUAGUCAGAAGGCCAGCUAACCGGUGGCCUGUAGUGUUUAUAAAUUUAAAGAGAAGAGACCGCCUUCCGCCAAAACAUUUGGGUCUGUGUGUACCUUUUUGUAUUCUCCUUUUUCACUUUGGAGCUUGGGGGCGGGGUAGUCCCUAAAGUAUGGCUUUUCCUCCCUUUCCACAGGAGUAGAAAUGAAGAAAAACCAAAAUAAUGUUUUUGCCUUUACCUACGGAAAAUUAAGAACUGCUACUUUUUUCCCUCUUUUCUCCAGUUUGGUGCUCCAGUUAUCAGAUGUUGGAAGGCAAUAGGACAGAACAUACUCUCCGUGGUUUUUUAUCCGUCCUGGAAUUCAGUGAUUAAAAGUGAACUUUGGUUCCUGUAGCUCUCUGUCCAUAGAGUUAAGCUGGAGCUUUGCUUUGAGGGAUAAAUAAAGCACAGCCUCUCACCUGGACAUAAAUGGAUCUAAAGACAGCAGUAUUUAACGCAGCUCGGGAUGGCAAACUCCGGCUUCUCACCAAGUUGUUGGCAAGCAAAUCCAAAGAGGAGAUUUCCUCCUUGAUCUCUGAAAAAACAAAUGGGGCCACGCCACUCUUGAUGGCGGCCAGGUAUGGACACCUUGACAUGGUGGAGUUUCUCCUAGAGCAGUGCAGUGCCUCCAUAGAAAUUGGGGGCUCGGUCAAUUUUGAUGGUGAAACCAUUGAGGGGGCUCCCCCUUUGUGGGCCGCUUCUGCAGCAGGACAUCUGAAGGUGGUUCAGUCUUUGUUAAAUCAUGGAGCAUCUGUCAACAACACGACUUUAACCAAUUCAACUCCUCUUAGAGCUGCCUGUUUUGAUGGCCAUUUGGAAAUUGUGAAGUACCUUGUAGAACACAAAGCUGAUUUGGAAGUGUCAAACCGACAUGGGCAUACCUGCUUGAUGAUUUCAUGUUACAAAGGACACAAGGAGAUUGCUCAAUAUUUACUUGAAAAGGGAGCAGAUGUUAACAGAAAAAGUGUUAAAGGUAAUACUGCAUUGCAUGAUUGCGCAGAAUCUGGAAGUUUGGACAUCAUGAAGAUGCUUCUUAUGUAUUGUGCCAAGAUGGAAAAGGAUGGUUAUGGAAUGACUCCCCUUCUCUCAGCAAGUGUGACCGGUCACACAAAUAUUGUGGAUUUUCUGACUCACCAUGCACAGACCAGCAAGACAGAGCGGAUCAAUGCUUUAGAGCUUCUGGGAGCUACAUUUGUAGACAAAAAAAGAGAUCUACUUGGGGCUUUAAAAUACUGGAAAAAGGCAAUGAACAUGAGGUACAGUGAUCGGACUAAUAUAAUUAGCAAACCAGUGCCUCAGACACUAAUAAUGGCUUAUGAUUAUGCCAAGGAGGUAAACAGUUCAGAAGAGCUAGAAGGUCUUAUUGCUGAUCCUGAUGAGAUGAGAAUGCAGGCACUAUUAAUUAGAGAACGUAUUCUUGGUCCUUCUCAUCCUGAUACCUCUUACUAUAUUAGAUAUAGAGGUGCUGUCUAUGCAGACUCUGGAAAUUUCAAACGAUGCAUCAACCUUUGGAAGUAUGCUUUGGAUAUGCAGCAGAACAAUUUGGACCCUUUAAGCCCCAUGACCGCCAGCAGCUUAUUAUCUUUUGCAGAACUGUUCUCUUUUAUGCUACAGGAUAGGGCUAAAGGCCUGCUGGGCACCACUGUUACAUUUGAUGAUCUUAUGGGCAUAUUGUGCAAAAGUGUCCUUGAAAUAGAGCGAGCAAUCAAACAGACUCAGUGUCCAGCUGACCCAUUACAGUUAAAUAAAGCUCUUUCCAUCAUUUUGCACUUAAUUUGCUUGUUAGAAAAAGUUCCUUGUACUCUAGAACAGGACCAUUUCAAAAAGCAGACUAUAUACAGAUUUCUUAAGCUGCAUCCAAGGGGAAAGAAUAACUUCAGCCCUCUUCAUCUGGCUGUGGACAAGAAUACUACAUGUGUAGGGCGCUACCCUGUUUGUAAGUUUCCAUCUCUGCAAGUUACUGCCAUACUGAUAGAAUGUGGUGCUGAUGUGAACGUCAGAGACUCCGAUGACAACAGUCCCUUACAUAUUGCUGCUUUGAACAACCAUCCAGACAUCAUGAAUCUCCUUAUCAAAUCAGGUGCACAUUUUGAUGCCACAAACUUGCACAAACAAACUGCUAGUGACUUGUUGGACGAGAAAGAAAUAGCUAAAAAUUUGAUCCAGCCCAUAAAUCAUACCACGUUGCAGUGUCUUGCUGCUCGUGUCAUAGUGAAUCAUAGAAUAUAUUAUAAGGGGCAUAUUCCAGAAAAGCUAGAGACCUUUGUUUCACUUCAUAGAUGAUAAUUUGACUGUAUUUUAGCACUGUUAAAGCACGAAUUGUUAACAGUUGUUUCAUAAAUGAGCACUGUUGUGAUAACACCAGCAUUCAUUUAGCUUGAUAUCCUCGUGCUCUCAUUGGCUAAAGCAUUAUAAGCAUCAAAUUUACAGGAUUGGUUUCCCAGUAUUUAAUAUAAAUGUACCAUAUAAUAUAUUGUUUGUGAAUUAUUGAGAAAUGUAAUGUCAUAAUUCAAAUUUCUAAAAUUGUCUGCCAAAGGCUUAUUCAUUCUGGUUUUGUUUGCUGUUGGGUGUUUGGGACAGAGUUAACCAUUCAGUGGUAUCAUUAUACUCUUUUGGUUUGUGAAUUUUAUACAAUUGAAGGUCUUUCUUUUCUGCUUCUUCCUUCUCUUUUCCAAGCUUCUCCCAUUUCCACUUUUUUCCCCCUAACCAUUCUACUUAUCAUCCAUCCCCCUACCCCUUUAUGGACCCAUGCUAGGUUGUACAAACUUUAUGGACUUGUUAUCAUAUGCAGUUACCAUAAGUGCUUUAUCUUCUCUACGCACCGGCUUAAACUUGACUGUUGUAUGUUAGCAUACUUUCUAUGCAGCAAUUGGUCAACUUCAACUCAAAACACUGUUGAGUUUGUCACAAAGUUCAUUUUAUGAAAGUACUCUUGUAGCAUGACGAUUUUUAGAGCUAUUGGUUAGCUACCUGAACUCAAGCUUUUUAUUUUUAUUUUAUUUUUUUACAUCUGAGAUUUCUUUCUCUAAUCCACUGAAAUUAUUGUGUGCUAAAUUUGGGAAACAAAUCUAUUCUAACUCAUUAACCCAGUUGAAAUUUAGGUCUGUCAUCUUAAUAUAUCAUGCAGUAAAAGGAAGAAUCUUUUUAAAGCGACCCACCUUUCAUGCUGCGCCAGCAUUGUUCUGCUUGUGCUGAUGAUGUGAUUAGGUGUAGAGAAUUCGCUUAAAUUUAACCUGAAGUUUAUCAUACAGCUUAAUCAGCCACAUUGAAAUAUUCAGUAAUUGAACUGCAAACUACUUUUAGUUACAAAAAGAGCUAAAGCAUGUCAGUGGCAUGAUGCUUGCCAAGCCAGAUCUAGACAUCUAGGAUAAUUAAGGUAUUUUAGUAUGCAAUUUACUGCCAUAGUAUCAAUGGUCAGUAACAGUGUUCUUUCUUUCUUCAAGCUUCAGUAUACCUUUAAAGAUAACUUGCAUGAAUUAUUUUGGUCUCAAUUAUUUGUCACCAUAGUUAAACACAAAAGGUUGCAGCGCUUCCUUUUUCCCUUACUGAAAGUGAACUUUUCUUUCCCCUUUUUGUUUUUUUUUUAUGUUUUUUUUAAACAGCUUUGCUAAUGCCACAGAAAGGGCUCUUUUAACUUAAGAUAAAUAAAAAGUACUAAAAAAGAUUCAGGUAAUUAUCAUUCAGCACUUUAUUGUUAUUCAGAAUAAAGUUUAUGAUGGCAUAUUUGCCCUGCAAAUGUCUUACUUAAUGAAAUUGUGAUAAAUAAAAACUCCUUAUUGGUUUGAGAAAAACUCAGUUUACCUGUGAGUUUAGUGAGCUGGAUCACUUGGCUUUUUGUGUUGACAUUUUUAUUCUGAGGGUUGAUGUAAUGGUAUUUGAGGAGUCAUCAUUGCAAAUAGUCACAUUAGGUUUAUUUCAUCUGUUUAUUUCUAUCUCAUCUUUAUUUAGUAAAAAAAACUUGUGAUGGAGAGUAGUAAACAAAACAGUGUUAGACUUUGUGGCUAAAUAAUUGAGGUUUAAUUUUUAAGAAGAUAUCCUGACUUGUUUUACUAGAUUGUAAAUUUAAUCUCACCACUAAAAAAAAAGUGAAUUGGAUUUAAAUGGUCACUCGCCAACCUUUAGAUGAAGAGAUUUUAAUAUUUACCAUGGGCACAUUUGAUGAAAUAUUUGAACUGCCACAUAUAUUAAGAAUUAUAUUUGCAUGUGCUACCUUUUUUAAAAAAAGGAAACCUUUGCCAAUAAAAUAAAUCUGCAUUGGUUGAUCUCAGUAAUUUGGGGUAAAAGGUGAGCAAUUAGAUUUUUCAGUGAUUUACUAUUUCCUCUUUUUUUGGGAGGGGGUAGGAGGGCCUACAUGCUCUUAUAUAUAGUAAGGCACAUCUCACACUGUUUUAUAGGUGAACUUGAAUUGUACAACUCGAGUAUAAAAUAAGAAUUUCUUUACUUAGCAUUUUCCACCACUAAAUAUAGAUAACUUAGAACUAUUUCUCAGUCUUGAUAACUGAAAUGCCUUAUUUCACUUAGGAUGCAAUUCUUUGUUUGCCAUCUCCCCAAAUGCCAUUAGGAAUGAUUGAAAAAUCAGUUCGUUUAAUAGCUAAAAAUUGUCCAUGAUUUUUAGAGGCGGUUGGUUAAUAAAUGUGACCUCAGACACUGUUUAGGCCUUUGUCAGAAAAUAUUCUUAAAAUUGUUGAGACUGAAUAAAAUUAAAAAUUUUUUAAACCACAGAUGAGUAAUUUAAUACUUAAUGAGCUAAUUGUACUCAUUUGAGUCCAUCUAAACUUUACACUGUAGCAUGUUGAUGUUGGCUGGAGUUAAUAUGUAAGUUUUUAUUACAUUUCUAUAAAAAUGCCCUGUUAAGGCCUGCUGAAUUUUAGAUGUUCCACUAGUAAUCAUUACUGUAGAAGAAGUGGUCACUUAACUCAGAUUUGAUACUAAUCUACUUUAUAAAGACAAGUGGAUUAUAGAUGUAAAAGACUGUCAUUUUCUUAUCUAUAAAUAUGACAGGCUCAUAAGCCCAAAUCAGCAAGAGAUGAUUUGUUACCCGGUAUGAUUUUGAAGUUCAGUAAUUGCUCACUUUUUAAGUGACUACCUAAUGCAUAAUAUUUUAGAGACCCCCCCAUCUACUGUGACUUUGGAAAAUUGUUAAGGCUAUAUUUGAAAAAGUAGUUCUUUAAAAUCAUAUUGCCCAGCAGAAACCUUUGGUUGAAUUUUACAGGUAUAAUAAUCCUUGUAAAUUAAUUUCUCAGCAUUGUUGGGGCUGAAUGAGAUAACCAUUCUUGUGCACUGUAACAGCAUUAUUGCUUGGAACUUUAACCAUUUUAGAGUUAGAUACUAAGGAAGCUAAAAUAAUUGGUCAUCACCUUUUUCCCCCCUUAUAUGUCAUUAAACAACUAGUUUCUCUCCCUUUUGUCAGUUCCCAUUGUGUAUUUUUCAGAAGAAGUACUGUAUUCAGGUGCCAGCCAAUAAAUUGUCACACAAUGGAAAAUGAUAUGCCACAACAUUCAUUGUAAGGUUUAAUAAAAUUAAAUUUGCACCAGAUACAAGUGUAUUCUUAUUAACUCUUAAUAUUUUAUUGAUGUUAUCUUAAUGCUUUUGAUAGACUCCUGCUUCAAAAAACAAUUUAUAGUCAGUUGGAACUUAAGAGAUAUCAUUUAU
Messenger RNA from Molossus molossus (Pallas's mastiff bat), 6137 nucleotides. RefSeq names its product fem-1 homolog C (gene FEM1C). NCBI's taxonomy places the organism in Eukaryota, Metazoa, Chordata, Mammalia, Chiroptera, Molossidae. The coding region runs from base 915 to 2768 and encodes 617 amino acids. The record is from RefSeq and is a predicted model, not a curated record. Gene Ontology annotation, molecular function: protein binding. The transcript has 2 exons.